Sesamum indicum (sesame) is the source of this 1097-nucleotide messenger RNA. Its product is annotated as bidirectional sugar transporter SWEET9-like. Gene Ontology annotation, biological process: carbohydrate transport. The record is from RefSeq and is a predicted model, not a curated record. NCBI's taxonomy places the organism in Eukaryota, Viridiplantae, Streptophyta, Magnoliopsida, Lamiales, Pedaliaceae. Gene Ontology annotation, molecular function: sugar transmembrane transporter activity. Gene Ontology annotation, cellular component: membrane.
UAUGUGUAUAAAUAGGUAGUGAUGAGAGUGUGAGGCCAUGCAUUGAUAUCCAUAAACAUUUGCGAGGUAGAGAAAGAUGGCAGGUUUCUCUGGGCACUGGGCUUUUGCGUUCGGACUACUUGGUAACAUUGUCUCGUUCAUGGUGUUUCUUUCUCCAAUACCCACUUUCUAUCAAAUCUACAAGAAGAAGACAAGUGAAGGAUUUCAGUCAGUUCCAUAUGUGGUUGCUCUCUUCAGUGCGAUGCUGUGGAUAUAUUAUGCAUUUCUCAAGUCCAAUACCACUCUUAUCAUUACCAUCAAUUCAGUCGGUUGUUUCAUCCAGACUAUUUACAUCUGCUUCUAUCUUUUCUACGCACCAAAGAAACAAAGGGUACAAACUCUUAAGCUACUGUUUCUGCUUAUAGUUUGUGGGUUCGGAUUCAUCCUAGUUUCCACACAUUUCCUAGUUAAAGCUUCACUACAAGCAAAUGUAGUAGGAUGGAUAUGUCUGGUAUUUUCCUUGUGUGUCUUCAUUGCCCCAUUAUGCAUUGUGAGAAAAGUGAUACGAACGAAGAGUGUGGAGUAUAUGCCCUUUCUUCUAUCACUAUUCCUUACUCUUAGCGCCGUCAUGUGGUUUUUCUACGGCUUCCUAAUCAAAGAUUAUAACAUCGCCAUUCCGAAUGUGUUGGGUUUCAGCUUCGGCGUGCUUCAGAUGGCGCUCUACGUAAAGUACAAAAACGCAGCCAAAAUGAGCCAACAAAAGCUCCCAUCUCAUAAUAUACCCAAUCACAUCAUAGUUUUGGAGGACGGAAAGAUUUCAGAACUAACGGCCGAGCAAAUCAUGGACGACAUUGUCAAAAUCAGUGCACUGUCGCGUUCCGACAAAGUUGCAGCAACUUCCCAGAUGAACAGCGGUGGAGCUGCAGAGAAUUCUGCUGUGAAAUCUCAAGUUUGAUCCAUCACCAUCAUCUUAAUUGUUAAUUACAUGCUAUGUGAUAUGUAAUUAAUAAUAUUAAUACCUGCCCAUUUUAUCUGUUUUUGAGUGCUGCUGUGGGGGACCCUUUUCAUUUAUGUAUAUCGAUCGUGUACCUAAUUAAUUAAUUAAUCAAUCAAUGGCU